GGAGCCGGGGCUGCGCGCGGCGCGGGCUCCAGGUGAGCGCGGCUCUCGGAGGAGCUGUCCACGGUCGAAGCUGGAUCCAGGCAGCAUCCCGUGCGCGGACCGCCGAGCCCUCACCGCGGGAUCGUCAGCCACCACACCAGUGGGAUGCCUCCUGCUUUUGUCCUGGAGUUCACCUCUGUGGCUUGGAUUUAUCUCAGGAACAUUUGUCUUCAGUCCCUGUGUUAAUUAGAAAUCAAGCAUGAGGAGAUUUGUCUACUGCAAGGUGGUUCUGGCCACUUCGCUCAUGUGGGUCCUUGUCGAUGUCUUCUUACUCCUGUACUUCAGCGAGUGUAACAAAUGUGAUGACAAGAAGGAGAGAUCCCUGCUGCCUGCACUGAGGGCUGUUAUUUCAAGAAACCAAGAAGGUCCUGGAGAAAUGGGAAAGGCUGUGCUUAUUCCAAAAGAUGACCAAGAGAAGAUGAAAGAGUUGUUUAAAAUCAAUCAGUUUAACCUCAUGGCCAGUGAUUUGAUUGCCCUUAACCGAAGUCUGCCGGAUGUGAGAUUAGAAGGAUGCAAGACGAAAGUCUACCCUGAUGAACUUCCAAACACAAGUGUAGUCAUUGUGUUCCAUAAUGAAGCGUGGAGUACACUACUUAGAACUGUCUAUAGUGUCAUAAAUCGCUCCCCGCACUACCUGCUCUCUGAGGUCAUCUUGGUCGAUGAUGCCAGUGAAAGAGAUUUUCUCAAGUUGACAUUAGAGAACUACGUGAAAACUUUAGAAGUGCCAGUAAAAAUUAUCAGGAUGGAAGAGCGCUCUGGAUUAAUACGUGCCCGUCUCCGAGGAGCAGCUGCUUCAAAAGGACAGGUCAUAACUUUUCUGGAUGCACACUGUGAGUGUACCUUAGGAUGGCUGGAGCCCUUGCUGGCAAGAAUAAAGGAAGACAGGAAAACAGUUGUGUGCCCUAUCAUUGAUGUUAUUAGCGAUGAUACCUUUGAAUACAUGGCUGGCUCAGACAUGACUUAUGGUGGUUUUAACUGGAAGCUAAAUUUCCGAUGGUAUCCUGUUCCUCAAAGAGAAAUGGAUAGGAGAAAAGGAGACAGGACAUUACCUGUCAGGACCCCUACUAUGGCUGGUGGCCUAUUUUCUAUUGACAGAAACUACUUUGAAGAGAUAGGAACUUACGAUGCAGGAAUGGAUAUCUGGGGUGGAGAGAAUCUUGAAAUGUCUUUUAGGAUCUGGCAAUGCGGAGGUGCUUUGGAGAUUGUGACUUGCUCCCAUGUUGGUCAUGUUUUUCGAAAGGCAACUCCAUAUACAUUCCCUGGUGGCACUGGCCAUGUAAUUAACAAGAACAACAGAAGAUUGGCAGAAGUUUGGAUGGAUGAAUUUAAAGAUUUCUUCUAUAUCAUAUCCCCAGGUGUUGUCAAAGUGGAUUAUGGAGAUGUGUCAGUCAGAAAAACACUAAGAGAAAAUCUGAAGUGUAAGCCUUUUUCUUGGUACCUAGAAAACAUCUAUCCGGACUCCCAGAUCCCAAGACGUUAUUACUCACUUGGUGAGAUAAGAAAUGUUGAGACCAAUCAAUGCUUAGACAACAUGGGCCGCAAAGAAAAUGAAAAAGUGGGUAUAUUCAACUGCCACGGCAUGGGAGGUAACCAGGUGUUUUCUUAUACCGCUGACAAAGAAAUACGAACUGAUGACUUGUGUCUGGAUGUGUCAAGACUCAAUGGACCUGUAAUCAUGCUGAAAUGCCACCAUAUGAGAGGAAAUCAGCUAUGGGAAUAUGACGCUGAGAGACUCACUUUAAGACAUGCUAACAGCAACCAAUGUCUUGACGAACCUUCUGAAGAAGACAAAAUGGUGCCUACCAUGCAGGACUGCAGUGGCAGCAAAUCCCAACAAUGGCUGCUGAGGAACAUGACCUUGGGGACAUGAAGAACAUUCCCCCCAAGAAAUGAAAGUCUCUGUACUUUUGUUUAUCCAUUAUUUCAGUUUGGUGAAAAUAUUAACUUUGCUGAAUUAAAAGUUUUAAAAAUACUUUUAGUAUUCUAAAACACGGUUGUUUAUAAUUCAUUUUUAGGAAUGUUUAUUUCCCUACUAAAAUUUGUAUAUGAUUGAAAAAGCACAUAAAAUAUAAAUAAUAAGAAACUGUUAUUAAACAUUUGAACUGUUUGGGAAAAAUACACUUUGUGUUUGCUUUUAAAAUGUCUUUAUUAGCCUUUUGUCACAUGGUUACCUGGGAUUGGUUUAUUUUGUGUUAUAUUAUGAGUAAAAGAGAGAACAUGUAAUGCCUUAUACAAUAUCUUAAUUAUGAAAUAUUAUCACUGCUUUAUAAAACCCUCUUUUUGUAAAGGCUUCAAUGAACCCUCGUUGAUUUCUAUAUCAAUAAUUAGAACACAUAUGAAAUGAUUGACGGCACUGAAUUCAUCAAACAAAAUGAAUGCUACCAGGAAAAAAAAUUAAGCUAAUUACUGAAACUGUAAAAUAUACAGUUACCAUAAAAAAUUAAGAAGAGAACUUAAAAAUAAUAAAUUUUAGUCAAAUGAUGUAAGGGGUGAGUCGGAUAUCGAGAAGGACAAGAGCUGUGUGAACUCCAAGAAUUGCUGUGAGGUAGUCUUCACUCUUGGCAUAAGCUGAGAAUGCUCUUGCUCUGAGAUCAAGAACCCUAUGUCCAGUUGUGUUCUGUCUCCAUCUGGAGAGUGUACCUCCAUAAGCUGUGUCCUUGCCCUACACUCUAGAGUCUGUGGUUUGUCAUAGCCUACAGAAAUGUAGGGGAAGGCUGACCUUUUAUAGUUAAUUUUUAAACUAUGGUUGAUCAUUUUUAGUUCAGUGAAUGUUGUCGUUGGUACUUUUGCGUUUUAUAAGAAGUAUGGCAUUAUCGUAAUUCAUUGUCAUUUUAUAAAAUCUAGCAUUGAUCUAUGGGAAACAAAAUUCAAGAGAAUUCAUUAUAGUGAUAUUAAUUAAAUGACUAGUCAUGAUUUGGCAUAAACUGUGGCUCGUUCAUAAUUAGGACAACUUCAUAUGUCAUUUCCACUUAAAACUCCUAUGUUCACAGUGUAUAUGCUGAAGAUAUGAAAAUAAGAAAAAAACAUACCAAUCGAUGGGAUAUUAGUAAGAUUUUAUAUUUGCUACCAUUUUAAGUGGUCAGAUAGUUGGCGUGUAUGUAUAUUUUAUUUGUAUAUAUAGCAGCUGGAUGAAAUCUAUUGGGGGUCAAGAUAGAAGAUUCUCAGGAGUAGAAAGUCCAUUCUUUUGGCCUUUAAUUUUAAAAGAUCUUCUAGAAAAAGAAUUAGUUUACUACACCUACUUUCUCUCUCCACCUCCUUUCUCUAUCUCCAUCUUUCCCUCUCUUUAUCUCUUUCUUUGUCUUUCCAUGUCUCUCUGUCACACACACACACUCACACACACAACUUUGGAAUAAUAACUUCUUUCAAGGCCCCUCCCCCAACAUCUGAAUUUACUUUCCUAUCUGGGCUUGGUACUGCUAGAAUUCAGAAAAAUUCCAACUUGGGAUGUUUCAAGCUUGCAGCUUAAAGCUCAAGCAUACUUUAAUAGCAAAACUUCAGGAAAUUCUUAGAUUUCCCAAAAUUUUAGGCAAAAGAAUGAAUAUCAGGCCUUUUAUUCCAAGGAUAGAUGUAAUUCAUACCAUAUCUAACAGGAACCCAUGGCUCUCAAGAGAUAAUCUUAAACUGAUUGUGGCCACUCAAGUCAACUAAAGGUUGACAACAAGCACAUUUUCAUUUUUUACUCUUUUCUCCUCCAUUUUAUUUUUGUCCUGAAUCAAGUAGCAUGAAGCAUCCUUCUGUACAAUUUUUCUGAAAUUAAAAAACUGUAUAUUCUCAAGGAUUUGUUAUAUAACAUCCACAGGCACUCAAAACACCUACAAUGAGUGGUCAGUAACUUUCUGAAAAACAUGAUUUCUUAAUAGGAGCUGAAUUUGAAGCAUUCCAGCAGCAUUUUAUGCAAAUAAAACUUGGUCACAGUGAAAACACAUGAGAAACCUCUCAAAGAUUCAUUAGGUAAUUUGGAUAUAUGCAAAAAUGUGUCAAAAAAAUAGGUGUUGGGGGGCAAAACAAUACAAAACAUUAAAACUAGAAAGCAGAGUUAAAAUUUUCAAAACUAUUUGCCUUACGUAAAGAAAAUUAAAGCCUUGAUUGGCACCACAGUGAGUUUAUCAUACACACACACACACAAACACACACACACACUGACACACACAUUUGAGCCAGGCUAAUAGAUUUUUCGAACUGCUUUGGUCUCUGGUCUUCCUCAUCAGAGGAAAAGAAAAUGCAUGUUUUGGCUUCAGGAUGCCCAAGUCAAAGAUUUCUCACUCUGUUGGUAAAGUGCUUGCCCCUCACCCAAGAGCACCUGAGCCUGAUUCCGAGCACCCAUAUUUUUUUUAAAAAGCACAUAACUGCUGUAUGUGGUGGCAUGUGCUUUUAAUCCCAACCCUGGGGAGGUGAAGACAGGUGGGCCCCUGGAGUUUCCUAGCCGGCCAGCUUAUCCUGAUUGAUGAUCUCCAGGCCAAAUGAGCUGAGAGCGUGUUUCUCUAAAACCAAGUGGUGAUGCCCGAGAAUGACCUGUGUCCUCCACACUUGCCCUCACACUAACAGCUGUGUCUCCUGUAAACACACAUAUACACACAUAAAAUAUCUAGACACUUCUUUAUUUUUAUUGUUUUUUUUUUAUUAAUUACAAUUUUUUCACUUUCUAUCUCAGAUGUAGCCCCCUCUCAGUCCCACCCUCCCUUCCUCUUCUCCUCUAUGACCCUCCCCAAGUCCACUGAUAGGGGUGGUCCUCCUCCCCUUCCAUCUGACCCUAGCCUAGCAGGUCUCAUCAGGACUGGGGGCAUUGUCCUCCUCUGUGGCCUGGUAAGGCUGCUCCUCCCUCGGGGAGGCGGUAGUCAAAGAGCCAGCCAUUAAAGUCACUUUUGACAUUUUUUUUUUCUUUCAAACUUUUCAAGCCUGUCCUAACUGUGGCUCACAGGCCUCAUAAAAUUGCCUGCAGAGUUAACUAGGAUCUUGGCCAAACACAAAAUUCAAACUUGUUAAUUUUACUUUUCGAGGUUCACAGUUUUUUAUAUAGAAUCACAUUGUUACCAAAUGUUGAUUUUGUAGAUGGCAACGUUGUUGCAAUACCCAGCUUGCCCCCACAUCUACUAUUUGUUACGUCUUAUGCAUACAAAUAUGAUUCACUAUUUUUCCAAGUCUUACCCAAUACUUCCCUUGUUUUCUUAAUUCAGCCGUCACACAGAUAAUGUUAAAUAAGAAUUUUUAUAUUUCUGUGAACAUUAUCUUCCAAUUAAUCCUCAACUCAUCUCGUAGAUCUCGUGUCUUUAUACAUAGACAAAUACACUACAGAAACAUAUGUACACAGAUCCUUUGCAUAUGGAUAUGUGCACACAAUAGACACUUCUAUGUCUCUUUUCUCUAACCAUUUGCAUCUCAUUAUGUUUUCCCGGCUGCCAAGAAAGUUUCUGCCUUAGUGUUGGUUCUGUCUGUCGCUUAGAUGUCAUUCACUUCAUUUCAAACUUUCCCUCUUCGGUACAGCAAGCUCUUGUCCUGCCUACAAUCUCUAGCUUCUGUUCCUCUGCCCAACCAUAAGUCUACUCUUUUAUUUAUCUCCAUUCCUGCCAGUCUCGUGUUCCGUCACAUACUAGGGAAUGCAAUUUCAUUCCUUUAGGUUUUGCUUUUGUGCCAGGCCCACAUCUCUGUUAGGUAAGCACUCUACCAUCGUUCUACUUGCCCAUUCAUGUAAAUCCUUUUUAAGGCAGGGUCUGUAUUAGUUUUGUCCAUUGGCUAUGUUCUGUUUCUAGGGUUAUCUCUUGGCUUAUGUAAGCACACUUCUUGGACUAAUGAACUUAGUAGUGUGUUAAAGUAGUUAAGCUGCACUGUGUCAUAUGGUUUCGUAUUUACUCCUUAGAGUCCAGUAAUGGCUUUAUAGAGACUUUCGAGAGCUUUGUUUUCAAAUGUUAAUUCUCUUUCUUAUAUCAUUCAUAUUAAAGUAUGGACUCUAUGUUGUCUGAUGUUUUAAAAUCACCCGCCUUAUAGAAACGAAAUAUGCCAUUUUGUGAAAAUGCUGCUAUAAGAUAUAAAUUGUUUCACUUAACUGAAAAUAAUUAUAGUUUCAGUGUUUUGGUUGUGUUAGAUUGACCACCGAAGGGCUAAGAUUUUGAGUUUUAGAAAGAAGAUAAAUACAUUCUUUUAAAAUCAUAUUUAUUUUCAUGUUUUGAUAAUGACUAAAAAAGUUUAUUUUCAGUGUAAAAUUUAUUAACAAAGGAUAUAACAGAAACCUCAAAACAUUAAAGAUGUUAAAAUAUUAAUUUCUAGGUUAAUAGAUAAUAAAAACUGAGCCAUGGACAUAUAUAAUGUAGUUUGCCCAAAGAUCAUAGCAUUAUAAAACUCCUAAUACUACUGCCAAAAAUAUAUAAGGGCACAAUAAUGGGGGAAAAAAAAUCUGUAAAAACUUUCCAGUUCGUAACUUGAUUCUUUAGAAAUAUUUAAAUUAUCUUUUUUUUUCAAAUUUCCAUAAAACUUGUUCAGUAAAAUAAGACCACAGCCAAAGCAGAAGACCUAUAGCAAAGUGAAGAUUUUUCCAUGAAAACAUGACGCUUACAGAACAAUAAAGUGCCCUAGCAUCAGUGGGUAAGUGGUUUGAGGAAAGCCGAGUCAGGCCUUUUCAGUAGUAAUUUAUGGCACUGUUUCGUCUGUUUUCUUGCAAUUUCCUUCAAGCUUCAAGGCAGACCUACAGCUUUCAGAGUAUUAGACCAUCCUUUCCUAUGAACAUUAGACGUGUUCUCUGUUUGCAGAUUUGCAGGCCACAGAGAAACGAGCACAUAUAUCUAAGGUUCUCAGUGUCACUUUGUUAUAAACGUAACAUGUAAAUUUGAUUUUUCCUUAGUGCUAAUAAACAUUGUAAUAAUAUAUAAAAAGAAAAGUAAAGGAGAAAUAUGUAAGCUGCUAAGUAAAAAUAGCAAAACUGUUUUUUAAUGACCUCUUUAUAAAAUUUAGCAGGAGGUUAAGAAUAGAGUAGAAUUGCUUCAGCAAACAACAGAGUAUUGGCUUGCUCCUACGUACGUUGGUUCUCCAUUUGAGAAAUGAUCAAGCAUAAUCAUUGCAUUAUGUAUCUUUUCAAUGGAUUCAAGCUCUAGUUUCAGACGGACAAAAAUACAAUGCAUUCUUAAAUUUCAGGUAUAAUGAUUUAGACAAACAUGACAAAAUCAAAUAUUAAAGACUUCACCAAAUGUGAAUCACUAUCUGUGUGAUGCCGUUUUGUACAACUGAGAACUUCUACUCUUGCCUAAAUGUUCAGUUUAUCUGGGCAGCAGGAAUUCAGUUGUGUGAAAGUAGCUUGUGUUUCGGGAUUCCGUCACGACCCAGCAUUUUGUCAGAUAGGAAGUGGAAACACUCAGCUAUUCUCUAGUGUAACACGGGAGCAUCUGGUUUGACUGUUCCAUGUUCAACGUGUUAUCAAGUAUGAAAUACUGUGUAAAGCUAAGGUGUUGGGUGAGCUCCAGCAAUUUGUUUUAACUAGUUGGUGUAGAUUUGUUUCCCAUUUUUGUGUUUUAAGUUGUUUAAAAAAUUCUAAAAAAAAAAAGUUUCAUUGAAUCUGCUUUUAAAAAUCCCUAGAGAAGACAGCGAUGCAAUAUAGCCUUUUGUCAAUAAAUAUGUUUCAGAUGAGGACCACUUCUCUAAUAAUUGGCUCAUUAUGUACAGUAAUGCUUUGCUGCCAUUGCUAACGAAGGACAAUGAAUCAUCCUCCCUUGUUGGUGACUUAGAAUUAAAAAAAAAAAAAUAGACAAGGCUCCAUCUAAAAGGCAUCUGUUUCAAACUGGAAUUUUCAUCUUGUGUUCAAUUGGUCAGGUUAAAAACUUAAAAACACUGCUGUUUGAUUUCUGGUGUACCUCCAGCUAAAAAUAGCUCAAGGGAGAAACAGAAAUCCAUAGUCACAUGCUUUUCUUUGAGUGGAGUAAGAACCUUCUGUUUUUUAAUUAAGUGUAGUCACAGGUAGAUGAUGUAAUCUCAGAAAUGAUUAGACAUGUUCAAGGCAGUCUUUCACAUUUAUAAAAGUAGAUUGUGCAUAAAGAUUUAAACAUUUUCAAUGUUGUAAGCAUUACUAAAUGAUAUAAUUGUUCUUUUGCUGUAAAUUUAAAUAUUUAUACAUUUUUGUAGAAUUAAAGUAUGCCAAUUUAGUUUUCUUUUGGUAUGUGUUGUCGUUUUUCAAAAUAAAUUUUGCUAGUAUUUCAAACAGAUAUUUUCAGUAGUCCAUGAUCAUGU
Meriones unguiculatus (Mongolian gerbil) is the source of this 8247-nucleotide messenger RNA. It is a transcript of the gene Galnt13, whose product is annotated as polypeptide N-acetylgalactosaminyltransferase 13. The record is from RefSeq and is a predicted model, not a curated record. Gene Ontology annotation, cellular component: Golgi apparatus. Bases 239 to 1909 code for a protein of 556 amino acids. Lineage: Eukaryota; Metazoa; Chordata; Mammalia; Rodentia; Muridae. The transcript has 12 exons.